GCAGCCGUGUGGUUUUUCCAGCAGGAAAAAAAAAUCAGGGAAUUUUUUCUGGCAGCUGAGCUGAUUUUGGAUAAGGCAGAAUGGAAGGGAGGGUACACACUUUUCGGCCUCCAGAAGGAUAUGUGGAUGAAGAAAUGGAAGACUAUAUCAAGAAUGGUUAUCCUUCCCUAGAAGAUGAAAUUACUUUUGCUGUCUCACAUGAUAAGAAAGAAACAUUUGUUACUUGGAUAAAUGGGAUAACCUACAAAAAUGAUAUACCUCGAUGGUGUGUGGAUCGUAUGUUUCUUUUUGACUCCAUAAAUUGUAUGGAUGCUGUUCUGAAUGGAGAAAUGACAGGAAAAAUUGAUUUUACUGUUGAUGCUGUUCCACACAACAACAUGGGGAACUUCCUGCAUUGCAUAAAGCAGCUACUAGUCAGGCCUGUAGACUGACUGAGUUAUUUCUUGGUAUUACAGAUCAAGCAAAUGUCAGAUUGGAUUUUAAGGAUGUAAAAGGGUGGUUGCCGCUGAAUUUUGCUCUUGA
Molecule: messenger RNA, 522 nt
Organism: Coffea arabica (coffee)
Lineage: Eukaryota; Viridiplantae; Streptophyta; Magnoliopsida; Gentianales; Rubiaceae
Source: RefSeq, a predicted model, not a curated record